CCGUUUUUAAUCAGAUUUACUUUUUAAAAACAGUUUGAAAUGCUUAUUUAUUUAUGUGUUUAUUUGUCUAAAACCAGAUUUUUAUAAAGUAAAAAAAAUUAAUUAUUACAUCAGAACACUAAUAAUAUCUAACUAAGUCAAAACAAACCUAAAUAAAUGUCUGAACCAUAACCUAAUAACAGUCUAAAAGCUCCUGAAAUCUAAACCGCAAGACAUGAUAAUCAUAAAGAUUAUCAGCCUGUUUCCGCUUAUUGCUCCCAUUGUAAAAAAGAGGAGAAUGCUCCAGUUCUUACUUACAAAACAGGAACUGGUACUUAUCUUUGUUGUUUUAUUUGGUGUUGUGUAGCAGUAAUUCCUGGUCUAAUUCCUUUUUGCUGUAAUAGAUGCAAAGAUAAAGUAUAUACUUGUCCUGAAUGUGGAUUAGUAAUUAGAAAAGAUACCUAUGAGCCAUGCAACUGCAACAAAUAAUGAGUUAUUGGUUUGGAUAAUAUCAAAACAAGUAGGAUUAUGAUAUAUUAAUACAUUUCUAUCAUAACUAAAUGUUUAAUCCAUUUAAAAUAAGCCUUAAAUAAUAAAAUGAUUACUAUACAUACAUAUACAUACAUCCCUAUCUAUUUGCUUUAAUAUUCAAAGAUUUUAUUAAUAUUUGCUUAUCAAAAAACAAUCAUUUAAAAAAAAAUAUCUUUUCAAAAUUAAAUAAUGUAAUUAUAUUUAAAUUAAAG
Molecule: messenger RNA, 722 nt
Organism: Tetrahymena thermophila SB210
Lineage: Eukaryota; Ciliophora; Oligohymenophorea; Hymenostomatida; Tetrahymenidae
Product: LITAF-like zinc ribbon domain protein
Exons: 1
Molecular function (GO): zinc ion binding
Source: RefSeq, a predicted model, not a curated record